AUGUGUGCAAGGUCGGCAGUGCUUCAAGAAGGCGCCCAUCUACCGUAUACCUUUGCUUAUGACAAAGCCGAUGGAGUAAUCAUCGUGCAGCGCGGCAGUAUCGCUCGCAUUAGUGCAGCGGACGUGGAUCGCUUGCGAAUGCGAGCGGUUGGUAGCGGAGGCGUUCGCAAGCACUGUAGGAGGGGCAGGCAGAGACAAAGAGGAAUUGAAGAGUUAACGGUGCUGCUUCGUUGCUGUCGCUAG
Cercopithifilaria johnstoni is the source of this 243-nucleotide messenger RNA. NCBI's taxonomy places the organism in Eukaryota, Metazoa, Nematoda, Chromadorea, Rhabditida, Onchocercidae. The record is from the annotation of a GenBank genome assembly.